Molecule: messenger RNA, 4448 nt
Organism: Schistosoma turkestanicum
Lineage: Eukaryota; Metazoa; Platyhelminthes; Trematoda; Strigeidida; Schistosomatidae
Source: the annotation of a GenBank genome assembly
AUGAAAUAUCCUCAACUAAUUAGUUAUUUUACAUUCACAUUGAUAAUUCUUAAUUCACUUUUAUUCAAAACAUAUUCAUUAGACUUCAGCGUACCAAAUUAUAAAAUUGUUUAUAUUGAUGAUUUUAUUUCUCAUCCUAAAUGGAUGUCAACACAUAAAAGUUUUACUUUACCCAAGAAGAGUCGUAUAGCUCAAAUUUCUGUACAUCCAUCAUCAAACAGCUUGUUUAUUGCAGUAAAUAAUUCAAUUAUCAGAGUUACUACAGAUACAUUAAUAAAAAAAGAUGAAGCUAGUUGGUCUCUGUCUAGUCAAGAUAUAUCAACUUGUCCUCAACAACAUUCAAAUAGAGAAAUCCCAUGUAAUCAAUAUGCAGUGACUUUGGUAAAAGUUGUAGAUAAAAUAUUUCCUGGAUUAAAUGAUUCACCUUUACAUCAGACUGGAAUUUAUGUAUGUUUAUCCAAUGGACUAAUAGCUGAAUGUUCAUUUCGUCAGGCUAAUAAUUUGCGUGCUCCAUCGAAAAUACACUGGAAAAAUGUCGAUUACUGUCCAAUCGAUCCUAAUCGACCAGCAGUUGGUUUCGUCGCAAGUACACAAAAUUUAUAUAUUGGUAGUAAAACAGGAUCCUUAGAAAAUUCGGAAAUCCAUAUUAUGAAAAUUAAUUCUGUAGAAAAUUUGAAUUCAGUACAAUCAUUUAAAUAUCCUAUUCGUACAUUAUCUGAUGAUAAUAUAAUAAAACAAAAUAAUAAUACGAUAUUUGUACAUAGUUUCGAGUUUCACAAUGCUGUAUAUUUUUUGUUUCGAGAAUUAGCUGAUGAAACAGUCGAAAGUUGUGAUAAAUCAAUCAUCGUAUCACGAAUCGGCCGAUUGUGUAGUUUAGAUGAUGGAAAUUCCAUGGGGGUUUUCAAUUAUUUUCUCAAAGCUACAAUCACUUGUCCAUCAACACCUGAUGACGGUUCUAAUAGUUUGGUAUUUACUGAACUUCAAGCUGUAUAUGUAGAUCAAUCAACUAAAACUUUAUUUGGAACUUUUCAAACUUCAUCGUCAAUGCCAACUGCAUCAGCUAUUUGUGAAUACAGUUUGGUAGAGAUUGAAUCAGUAUUCAAUGGAGAAUUUUAUAAAAAUGAUGGAGUUGCCACAACAACCAGAAAUGAUUAUAAUUGUGAUAAACUUAUAUCAAACCCAUUUUCACAAAAUGAUCAUCAUUUGAUGUUUAAAACUGUCAGACCACGAUAUGAUAGACCAAUUCUAGUACAGCAAGGUGAAAUAUUUACACAAAUUGUGGUCAGUAAAAUCCCAGGAACAUUAAGAAGUGAUAUGAAUAUGGUCAUUUUUGUGACUAGCUCUGAAGGAAUAUUAUACAAAUGGCAUAUAAAAGAAUUCCAAUUGUGUCUUGUAGAAUUAAUUUAUCUACUACCGAGAUCUUCGAAAAGUAUAUCAGCUGCAAACGUUCAAAUGGAAAUUAUUCAUAAUAAUCAAAAUAAUAAAAAAUCCAAAGACUCGUUCAUUGUAAUAGCUAUAGAAAAUCGUUUGAUACGUCUACCUAUUGCAAGAUGUAAACGAUUUGGUGAUGAACGAAUAGGAUGUAAACUUCUAAGAGAUCCUUAUUGUGGAUGGAAUGAAGCAAAACAAAAAUGUGUUGACUUAAGUACUGACGAAGGAAUAGGCAAUAAUAUUAUGACGUUUCAUUCGGAUACCUGUGUUCAAAGUGAUCUAAUCUCAAAUUUUAAAAUAAAGAGUGAAUGGGGUAGCUGGAGUGAAUGGAAUAGUUGUGAACCGUCGUCAAGGACACAUAAAAGUAACUUAUUAGUGAAACAGUAUUCAAAUGAACAAUUUAAACUGACCGGAUGUAAUUGCCGUUUUCGAUCUUGUAACUCAUUCAUUUCAUCUGAACUCAAUGGAAAUGAAUGUUUAAAUGGAUCUUCAGUUGAAAUUAGCGGUUGUUCAUACAGUAGUGGCUGGACUAAAUGGUCUGCAUGGUCUGGAUGUGAACCUUCUUGUUAUUCUGUACAUCAAAAAUUCAAUGUAACACCAAUACGUACAAGAUAUCGUUGGUGUUCUAAUCCAAGUCCAGUUGGAAAUACCUAUAAAUGUCAUGGACCUGAUAAAGAGAUUGAAAUUUGUACUAAAGAAUUUGGUAGAUGCUCCGAACAAACAACACCAGUAAUCGGAUGGACAUCUUGGUCACAAUGGACCACAUGUACAGUUUCGUGUAAUGGUGGUAAACAAUUUCGUCGACGAAUUUGUAAAUAUAAUAAUGGUUUAAGGGAUGGAAAUGUAGAAAAAUUCACGUUAGAUGAUGUGAAACUAUUGCUUAAAGAUCAGUCAUCGAAUAUAAAACAGCCGAUGUGCAUUGGUAAAGCUUUUGAAGAAAGAGAAUGCAAUACUAAUCCAUGUUCAGCAACAAAAAUUACAUCUGCUUGGAGUGAGUGGUACAUAACAGGUGGAAGUAUUGAGAAAGAAAACAUACAAAGACAAUAUCGCGUCGAGUGUUCAGCGAAAUUGCCAGAGUCCGAUAGUUUUCAAGUGCAAAUCGAUACUCAGACUCGUAUCUGCAAGACUGAUAAAGACAGUUAUGAAGUGCAUUGUGAAGAUCUUGAUAAAUUAUUUGAAAACGAUGAAAAAUUUCUACCAGUUUUAUCAGAAACUAUUAACAAUGAUUGGUCAUCAUGGUCUGAAUGCUCACAACCAUGUGGUGGUGGUAGAAGAUAUCGUAAAAGAAUUAAGCCGUAUCUAUUACGUAAUACAAAGGAUAAACUUACAAAGAAAGAUUACGAGAUAGAACAUGAACUAUGUAAUCUGCAAUCGUGUACAGGUUAUUGGAGUUGUUGGUCAGAAUGGAGUAAAUGUUCACAAACGGAACCUUGUGCUCAACCAAGAGGUGUGCAACGUCGAUUUAGAACAUGCAUUAAUGAAUUCAGUUCAUCUGUUAACAAACUGACACAGACACAUAAUACUAGCUCAUGUUAUGGCGGAUUCGAAAAUAGUGUACAAACGGUACCCUGUGAAUUGGAAAUCGAUGAAACAAAAUGUCUACAGCAACGAUUACAUCAAGGCAGAUAUCGGAAGAGAUCUGCUGUAGUUGAACAAUUUGAUACAGAAAAUGUAUUAGACUCUUUGGAAUGGGCUAUUUGGUCAGAAUGCAUAACUGUAGAUCAUGUAUCGUACCCUAUACGAAUGAGAACAAGAAAAAGCUGCGAAAACUGUGAGUGGAUCCAAUUCGAACGUUGUGAUACUAAAACGCUUGUCGCACCUCAAGAAGUUUUAGGCGAUAAAUAUCAAUCAUAUAAAGAAACAAUUUUAAAUGAAAAUCUAACUGAACAAUAUGAUUUAUUACAUGUAAUAAUUGUGACACUAGUAUCUUUUACAACUGGUUUCGCUAUUGUAAUCAUUCCAUUUAUUACAUGUACAAUUAGAGAUCGUAAAAAUGUUCAACGUAAACAUAAAUAUCAACAAUCUAAAUCAUUAUCAACAUCUAUAUGGCGUAAAAUAACUAAUGAACGUUUAUUAAAUAAAACACAAUCAAAUUUAUUACCAUAUGAAUGGUUUUUAGAAAAUAAUCAUGCUCAUAAUAAUCAAUCAAUUUUUAAAAGUAACAGUGAAGGUAAAUUAUUAGAAAAGAAAAUUAUUGAACAUGAUAAAAAUGAUAUCAAGAAGAAAAAAUUGAAUAUUCAUGAUGAGAAUAUUGAUGGCGUUUUACAUUCAUCAUUGUUAUUAAACUCUGAUAGAAAACGUCAUAGAAAAGAUGUUCAUAAUCAUACUCAUCAAGAUCAACAUAAAUACUACACAACAGUUGAGCAUAAACCAUCACAUAAUACUACAUCAUUAGUAGAACGUCCAAAAUUAGUAGUGUACAAUUUUGAUACAAAUAAAAAUAAAACAAUUGAUGAAUUGAAACCGUGUAAUAAUCAAAAUCCAACUCCAGAUUAUGAUGAUGUUAGCAAUGAGAAUGUAUUAUUGAAAAGUGUACAAUCAACAAUAACCAAGAUUACAACAACAAUGACGACAACAAUAACAACAACAACAACAAGACCAAUGUCCGAUGUUCAAUAUGUAAACUCAAAAUCAGAAACCAAAUUAUCACAACCAAAAAUUAUCAGUGUCUCGUUAUCGUCUUCACCAUUAUCAGAACCAGUAUGGUCCGAUAUUUCGGUGAAAAAUCCGACAAUUGAAAAAGUCAAAAUUACCAACACUAAGGAACAGAGCGUUCCAAGAGACACAAUUGGUUUUAAUGGAGUAUUUUUAACGCCCACAGAGAAUUGUAGAUAUGAUAAUGAGAUAAGUUUGAUGGAAAUGGAUGAAGUAACAGAUAUUAAGAGUAUGAUUUCAGAAAAUUAGAUGAUAUGCUCUACAGAUACUUUGUAAUAUGAAUUAUUAAUAUAAUAUUAAUUUCUUUAAUAUCACCGAUCCAAUUAUAAAAAUAAUACUGAGUAAAAUAAUCCAAAUGAUAA